AACCUGAGACAGGAAGUGUGCUGUCGCGUGUUAGCGUGUUAGCUCCUCCGCGGCUACAGCGGCGUGUUUGUGUGUUCGAAGCCGUCUCUGGUUGCAGUAAAGGAGGGUCAAAGUGUGAAAGAUGUCCCCGGAUCUGGAGCGGACUCCCCGGAACCUGCUGGUCUCGGAACGGUCCAGUUUCCUGGACCAGAAGAACCGGAUCAGCUCUCAGCUGGACCAGCUGCACUUUAACUACAAGGUGUGUGUGCUGCUACCUGAGUGUAGCUCCGCCCCCUCUCACCUGGACUCCGCCCUCAACACCUUCAGCUCCUUCUACCUGAUCAGGAAGCUCCCGCUCUACGAGCUGCUGGACACACACUUCCUGGAGACAGUACGCCACGGUGGAGUCUCUGGUCUGUCCUACAGGACCCGGCUAGAUGAAGAUAACUGUGUCGCUCUGAUGCCAAACGGCCGCCUGUCUCUCUCUCUGGAUAAAGACUCCUUUGAGUUGUUGGGAGUUGAAGGGAAACCGUCGAGAUUUAACCACCGAACAAAGAGCCGAUUCGUGGUGUGUGUAGAUUUGACUGAUAGCAGCAUGGCUCCAGGGGGGCGGGGCUACCAGCGACUCGUCACCGGUCUGACAUCACGACUUCCUCUCAAGACCGACUUCCUGAUGUCACUUCCUGCAGGGGGCGGAGCCUCGGUGCAGGCGCUGCUGUCUCGCUACGAUUGGUCGGAGCACAGACCUGAGGUUAGCAGCUGCAGCCUGACGGACCUGCUCUGCCCCGCCCCCCUGACCUCUGACCCCCCCGCCCCCCUGACCUCUGACCCCCACCGCCUGCUGGAGUGGCUGGGAGCCGUGCACGCCGCCGUAAGCUGUGAGAACUCGUCCAGCAGCUUCCUGUCCUCGCUGGUCUGUCCCGAGCCCAACAAGAAGCUGAGUCAUGCUCUGAGGGUCUCCGUCUGCGGACUGCUGAGUCAUCAAGACGUCCAGAAACUCAUCCAGGAGAUCAGGGUGUACCUGUCUGUCUCUCCGCCCGGCUCGGCGUCCUGGGCGUCUGUGACGCUUCACGGUUUCGUGGACAGCCCCGUAUCGUGGGGCGGCGAGGAGCACGGCGUCCUGAGAGGAGGAGACAACUUCCUCAGUCUGAUGAUGUUCCCCGAUCAGAGCUACCUGCUGCACCUGGCGACAGGGGCGCACGACACCUGUCCUCCCUGAUACACCUGUCCUCCCUAAUACACCUGUCCUCCCUGAUACACCUGUCCUCCCUGAUACACCUGUCCUCCCGUCAUACACCUGUCCAUCAUACACCUGUCCUCCCGUCAUACACCUGUCCUCCCUGAUUCACCUGUCCAUCAUACACCUGUCCUCCCAUCAUACACCUGUCCAUCAUACACCUGUCCUCCCAUCAUACACCUGUCCAUCAUACACCUGUCCUCCCAUCAUACACCUGUCCAUCAUACACCUGUCCUCCCAUCAUACACCUGUCCAUCAUACACCUGUCCUCCCUGAUACACCUGUCCUCCAUCAUACACCUGUCCUCCCUGAUACACCUGUCCAUCAUACACCUGUCCUCCCAUCAUACACCUGUCCUCCCUGAUACACCUGUCCUCCAUCAUACACCUGUCCUACCUGAUACACCUGUCCUCC
Messenger RNA from Sander lucioperca (pikeperch), 1630 nucleotides. It is a transcript of the gene rpp40, whose product is annotated as ribonuclease P/MRP 40 subunit. Gene Ontology annotation, molecular function: ribonuclease MRP activity; ribonuclease P activity. Gene Ontology annotation, cellular component: multimeric ribonuclease P complex; ribonuclease MRP complex. Bases 122 to 1198 code for a protein of 358 amino acids. Gene Ontology annotation, biological process: endonucleolytic cleavage in ITS1 to separate SSU-rRNA from 5.8S rRNA and LSU-rRNA from tricistronic rRNA transcript (SSU-rRNA, 5.8S rRNA, LSU-rRNA); tRNA 5'-leader removal; tRNA 3'-end processing. Lineage: Eukaryota; Metazoa; Chordata; Actinopteri; Perciformes; Percidae. The transcript is spliced from 8 exons. The record is from RefSeq and is a predicted model, not a curated record.